GCUUGAAGAAAGCCUGGCUUGUUGCUUGCGCCGUAGUUACGCACUGGAACCCUGUGCUUCAGAGUUUCCCCGGCUGCUGGGGCUGCAGCUGGGAUGGAAUUUGCUUUCCCUGAUGUGUGACUUGGCCUGUGGAAGUCUUUUUUGUCCCUGAAGAGCUGGAGAGUGACCACAGCUGGAUGUGGGUGGAGAGUCCUCGACCUUUUGCCCAUCCAGCCUUCUCCAAGGUGAUGACUCCUGCCUCCUGAGACGCUGGAAAACCUAGUUUGGAAGAAGAGUAACGAUACAGUUGAUGCUGAACUACAGCCGAGGAUGAAGCGGCGAGCAUCAGACAGAGGAGCUGGGGAAACAUCCGCUAAAGCAAAGGCUCUGUGCGCGGGGAUUUCUGGGAACAACGCCAAGAGAGCAGGUCCCUUCAUCCUGGGUCCACGUUUAGGUAACUCCCCUGUGCCAAGUAUUGUUCAGUGUUUGGCAAGAAAGGACGGGACAGAUGACUUUUAUCAGCUGAAGAUUCUCACCUUAGAAGAAAGAGGUGAUAAAGGAAUAGAAACCCAGGAGGAGCGACAGGGCAAGAUGCUGCUGCACACGGAGUAUUCUCUUCUCUCCCUGCUCCACAACCAGGAAGGAGUGGUCCAUCAUCACGGGCUCUUCCAGGACCGAGCUUGUGAAAUCAUAGAAGAUCUGGAAGCCAACAGGAUGGUCAGAAAGAUGAAGAAGCGCAUUUGCCUGGUGUUGGACUGCCUCUGUGCUCAUGAUUUCAGUGACAAAACAGCAGAUCUGAUCAAUCUGCAGCAUUAUGUCAUUAAAGAGAAGAGACUCAGCGAGAGGGAGACCGUGGUGAUAUUUUAUGAUGUGGUACGAGUGGUAGAAGCAUUACACAAGAAAAAUAUUGUGCACAGAGACUUGAAACUAGGAAACAUGGUGCUAAACAAAAGGACUCACCGGAUCACCAUCACCAACUUCUGCCUGGGGAAGCACCUGGUGAGCGAGGACGACCUGCUGAAGGACCAGCGUGGGAGCCCUGCCUAUAUCAGCCCAGACGUGCUCAGUGGCCGGCCGUACCGCGGGAAGCCCAGCGACAUGUGGGCGCUGGGGGUGGUGCUGUUCACCAUGCUCUAUGGCCAGUUCCCCUUCUACGACAGCAUACCUCAGGAGCUCUUCCGCAAAAUCAAGGCUGCCGAGUACACCAUCCCUGAGGAUGGCCGGGUCUCAGAAAACACUGUGUGCUUGAUCCGGAAACUGCUGGUCCUGGACCCGCAGCAGCGGCUGACGGCUUCUGAAGUGCUGGAUUCCCUCAGCUCCAUCAUAGCGUCCUGGCAGUCCAUGUCCUCGCUGAGUGGCCCUUUGCAAGUGGUGCCGGACAUAGAUGACCAAGUGGCUAAUCCUGAAAACCCCCAGGAGGUGAAGGUGACAGAGGAGUGCUCCCAGUACGAGUUUGAGAACUACAUGAGGCAGCAGCUGCUCUUGGCUGAGGAGAAGAACACCUUGCAUGAGGCCAAGAGCUUCCUGCAGAAGCGGCAGUUUGGGAACAUCCCGCCCGUGCGGCGCCUGGGCCACGACGCGCAGCCCAUGAACCCCUUGGACGCGGCCAUCCUGGCCCAGAGGUACCUGCGGAAGUAGCUCCCCCUGCCCCACGAGCACCACCCUGCAGCCUGCCCUCACCUGCCUGCUCCAGCCUACAGCAAUACCGCUGUCCCACGACGGGGAAUAAUGUAGCAAUCCCAAGCUCUGUCCAGGGACAUGCACUCACACCUGCUCCGGAGGGAGAAGACUUUUGGAAAAGCUAAGUUUUGGAAGCAGCAAACCUCUUGGCAUCUUCUGGAAUCUGUUUUUUAAAAUCGAAGCCUAGAUGACUAAUCUGCUUUUAAUCAUGACUGUAAUCUAC
Oenanthe melanoleuca is the source of this 1882-nucleotide messenger RNA. It is a transcript of the gene STK40, whose product is annotated as serine/threonine kinase 40. The record is from RefSeq and is a predicted model, not a curated record. Gene Ontology annotation, biological process: protein phosphorylation. The transcript is spliced from 12 exons. Lineage: Eukaryota; Metazoa; Chordata; Aves; Passeriformes; Muscicapidae. The coding region runs from base 310 to 1617 and encodes 435 amino acids. Gene Ontology annotation, molecular function: protein kinase activity; ATP binding.